AUGCGCCUUGAGUGUGCGCAUGACCUCAUUCGUAAUGACCCCCUCCUUUGUUUCGUUCUGUAUCGACCGCCGCCGUGCGGGUAUGGGCCGCCGGACACUCACCAGCUUAUCGACAAGUUAAGCGCUGGCAUACAAAGCUAUGAAGCCCCCACAUCUUGUUCAACGUUGGAAAAGUCCAAGAUCAUAUCCCAUACGAGUCUGCGAACCGUUCUUUACAGGGAAAGCUGGAUUUCGGACCUGGCUCAAGAUGUUCGGCUGCUGCGGGGUAGGCUCGCUAUCGCCUACCUAUACUUGCUGCAGCACGGCGCAGGAUUACGCGCCAUGCCUGUUCCAGAGAAACCCCAGCUUAUCAGACGCUAUUCCGAGAUUCGUUCCCGCUCUGUUGUCAUCGAAAAGGUCAUCUUCUGA
Pyrenophora tritici-repentis Pt-1C-BFP is the source of this 408-nucleotide messenger RNA. The record is from RefSeq and is a predicted model, not a curated record. Lineage: Eukaryota; Fungi; Ascomycota; Dothideomycetes; Pleosporales; Pleosporaceae.